Molecule: messenger RNA, 297 nt
Organism: Rhinocladiella mackenziei CBS 650.93
Lineage: Eukaryota; Fungi; Ascomycota; Eurotiomycetes; Chaetothyriales; Herpotrichiellaceae
Exons: 2
Coding region: 1-297 (98 amino acids)
Biological process (GO): mRNA splicing, via spliceosome
Cellular component (GO): U6 snRNP; precatalytic spliceosome; U4/U6 x U5 tri-snRNP complex
Molecular function (GO): RNA binding
Source: RefSeq, a predicted model, not a curated record
AUGCUUUUCUUCAGUUUCUUUAAGACCCUCACCCAACAGACUGUGACCGUCGAAUUGAAAAAUGACAUUUCCAUCCGCGGCACUCUGAAAUCUGUCGAUCAGUACCUGAACAUCAAACUCGACGACAUCGUCGUUCUGGACGAGUUGAAAUACCCCCAUCUGAGUUCGGUGAAGAAUAUCUUUAUUCGCGGUUCGGUAGUCCGGUACGUGCAUCUGCCUCCGGACAAAGUCGAUCGAGGUUUGCUGGAGGAUGCGUGUCGGAGGGAGGCGAUGGCACAGAGGAGCAAGGGUACGUGA